This is a messenger RNA of Anthostomella pinea, 2487 nucleotides long. NCBI's taxonomy places the organism in Eukaryota, Fungi, Ascomycota, Sordariomycetes, Xylariales, Xylariaceae. The record is from the annotation of a GenBank genome assembly.
AUGCGAUUGGUGUGCCGAGUGCUACGAGAUGUGAAGCCAAAGCGGUCUAUCCUCCAUCCUCGAAUCCACAUCCCUUCGCCAUGCUCCCAGUUUUGCGCUCGAAACCCCCAGGGGCACGCUCUGCUAUAUAGCCAAGGCACACGCCGGUUCUCGACAACCUUGGUGACCGACACGGAAGAUGCUGGCGAUCUUCUUCUGAACGAACUGUCCGACACUCCGUCAACGCCCGAGAACGCCUCUCGGCAGCAGGAGCUUGACGUUUCUCUAGUACAACAGUCCAAGCUGUUUGGAAGAUGGAGGCCGCUUCUGACCAACCCACACCGUCUUGCCAUCGAGUCCGAUUUUACCCGACGAGGGCCUGCGAAGGAAUGGCGCGGCCGCCUGCUGGUCGACCAUUUCGACCACCGCGGUGACUUCGCCUUAUGGAGUUGCCUGUUGGACUACCAGACGAGGGUGAAUGGGCAGCUGGGUGCCCUGAACGUCUGGAGAGGCUUAUGGGGACGCAAGUCGUUAUAUGAUGUCGACAGCCCACUCGCGCCCAUGUUCUGGCGCGUCAUGUUGGAGGCCGCUCUGAACACCGACGACGAAAAGACCCUCGAGAGCGUCUGGAUCUAUAGCGAGUGGAUGUACGAUGUUCAUGGAGUCAAGUGGCCACAAAUCUACACUACCGUCAUGGGACACCUCCUGCGGAAUCACAAACACCAGCAGGCCCUUCAAUGGCAGCUACGUUUGACUCCAAACUUCUACCCCGGCCCGCAAGACUUUGCAGAUCUGGUAACCGAAUUCGCCACUGACAAGGAACAGUAUCGACUCUCCACUCUGCAGACCCUCUACAUCGUCAACCCUGACCACCAGCUCUACGAUACGCUUGUACCGUACCUGUAUAACUUGGGGGAAUCUCGACUCGCAAUGAAGUGGCGGAACACAUGUGUUCGGUACGAUGACUUGCCUUUGGCACCUGUCCCUGCUCGACCUUUUCUGAGGUUCUUGCAAGGCUAUUUCCCCAGCGAAUUCCUACACCCUGAGGAAAUAGCUGCUACUGGGGAUCUCAAUCUCGAAAUCGAAGAGCCGAUACAGCCCGACCUGUCACGAGAGUUCAUCAAUCGGGUCCACGGUAACACAUUUGGUAUCAGUGUCAAGAAUUACAAUGACCGGUUAGGGGCAAAGUGGUUUGCUAGUUCGUGGGUGAGCUUGAAUGCAGCCAUUUCGACAAUCUCUGCACUGGGCAUUGAAAAGAUUGGACCCCUGUCGCUGCAGUCCAUCGCCCUCAGGGAAAACACGUCGGAAGGUGUACUGAAACGCAUCGCGCAGCUCCAAGAACAUGGCAUCUCCGUGGUCGAUUCAAAUUACUUCAAGACGGUGCUUUAUCUUGCCGAACUCAAGGAUGACGAGCUGUUGCGUGACCUUUUGGAAAGCGACCUUCACCCGGACGUCUUUGAUGAUUUGGUACUCCAGACACGCCUCUUAGAAUCUACCGUCGCUUCGUCAGAUUGGCGAACUUACAGACUUCUAUUGGUUGCAAAGGUUGUGACACUGCAACAGUCACCUCGGAAAGCCGCCAAUGCCCUUGUCGAAGUCUACUUCCGGCAGAGGGACCAGCAAGGCCUGUCGAGGAUUCUCGCCGACAUGCAGGCCAUGAAGGUGGGGAUCGAUCAUGAGAAGACCAGCCUCAUCUUUGAAAGCCUGGAAAGUGAGCGCCAGUCUACUGGUCUCACCUCAGAUGCCCUGACUUUCUAUCUAUCAGUCUGCCAGGAGCUGACGAAGAUGGAUGUCCCAGUGCCGAGAAACAGGUGGCGGAUCAUCCUGUUCGGUCUGAUCAGGGGAGGCAAGCUGGAUGAGGUGGAAAAGUUAUGUCUUGAACUUGUGAAUCUCUUCACUCGCUCCCAUUCUGCGCGCCCAGGAUUCGUUCCCAUGCAUCUCGAGGACAUCCCGGAAGCCAUGAAAAAGCGACUCUCGGGGGUUGAGAACCUUCUAGGCGUCUACGUGCCUCUGGACCUGCCCCGAACAUCGGCUCUGCAUCCCCUACGCCUCCUAUUUGACAAGAAGUUAAUGAGCACAAUGAUACGUGUCUCCUUUUACACCUUACUAGAGCCGAAGGGGAAGACGGGCCCCACAAUCCAAACGCAACGACAUCAGCCCCAGGCCUUCCACUGUGGUCGGGCCGUGAAAUUCCUGGGCAUGCUUCGGGAACAAGGCUUGGACGUGAAUGCUGGCACCGUGGCCCGCUACGUCAAGCAGUGGCUGACGACCCUCUACGGGAACGCCAUCCUGACCAAGAAGGCCUCGCAGCGUAUGCGAGCGAACAAUACAUUGACCCUAGGAGAGAUGAAGGAUCUGCUGGAUGAGGCGUGGGGAGAUGAGCUACUCCCGCCGCUGGACGAAUUGCAAAGAGAGAUCGCGAAGCGUAGCGGCGAAGCGAGCCAGAAGAACUCGAAAUACCUGAUUGGGCGAGGGAGGCGGCCACCCUCUAUUCGCUCCGUGCUAUGA